AACUGCUGCUCGUAGACUACGGUCCAAAUGCGCGAUGGUCAGGCCGUCGGAAGGCGGUGGACUUCUGAUAGUCGGCUGGCUUCUGGCACUCCGUUCCCUCGGUGCCGGUGCCCAGUUGGAUCCCGAUUACGGAUGCCCGCCCCAGGAAAGGAUCUUGCCCUGCAGAUGUUCGACGCGCGACAUGGAGAUUCAGAUAUGGUGCAGCCAUAGCGAGUUACCAAAGGUGCUGGAAGGCCUAAAGGCGGUGAGCCACUACGUGAACCAACCGGUGGACGAACUGAUCCUGGAGAAUAACAACCUACCUAGUCUACCCGGCAAGGUGUUCGCGACUCUGCGAGUCUUGCGCCUGAUGCUGCGGAACAAUCGGCUCGAGAGGGUGUCGUCCGGCUGGCUGGAGGGUCUGCACGAUUCCCUACUGGAGCUCUUCAUCGUCGAGCCCGAUCUGCGAUCUCUGCCCGCGGACAGUUUGGAGAACCUGCAGGGUCUCGAGGCGGUGACGUUGCAGAGUCGCGUGAUAAAGCGACUGCCCAAGUUCACCGGUUUGCCGAAGCUGCGGUACUUGCAGAUCAACUCCCCGGCCUUGCUGGAACUCGCCCCGAGGAACUUUCGCGACAUUCCCAAUCUGGAGCAGCUGCACGUGUUCGGCAGCCCCAGACUGACGCGACUGGAGGCCAGUCUUCUGCGUGGUCUGCCGCGACUGGAACUGAUCAACGUCACCGAUUCCGGGAUUCAUUGGAUCCAUCCGCGGGCGAUGAUCGAUCUGCCGGAGCUCAGGGAGAUCUCGCUGGUCGGAAACGCGAUCAUCGACGCCGGUAUGGUCGGUCGAGCCUGCAUGGAUCUCCCGUCGUUGUCGAUGAUACGUCUGGAUCGGAAUCGGAUUAAUCGUCUGGGCGAAGGCUCCUUCGUUGAUCUUCCGGUUUUAUCGCGCCUCUCCUUGUCGCGCAAUCACAUCACGGAGAUAUUCGCCGAGGCCUUUCAACGAGUGCCGGCACUCAAGUCCGUGGACCUGAAUCACAACCUGAUCCAUCGUAUUCAUCCGGAAUUCUUUCCGCAUCGGACGGGAAACGCGUUGGAAGAGAUGUGGCUGAUCAACAAUGACCUUAGCCACGUGGCUGAGAUACGCUCGGUGCUCGAGGCUCUUCCAAGGUUGAAGUUCUUAGACGCCAGCCACAAUCAGCUAGAGGAAAUACCCUUCGGUGCUCUAAGAGGCCAUCCCACUUUGGAGAGACUCCAUCUGAACCAUAACAGACUGGCGUUUUUGCAGAGAGAAACGUUUACGGCGAUGCCGGCGCUCAGGGAGCUCAGACUGAAGAACAAUUCCUUGUCGAAUCUUCUGGAAGCUCCCUUCUGGAAUCUGCCAGCGUUAAAGGGUCUGGAUCUUUCGGAGAACUACUUCCGUCACAUAGAGCCGCGUUUGUUCGACAAUCUGCCGAACCUCAGACGGUUGGAUCUCAGCGGAAACGCCAUCGGGCUCAUCGAACCUGAGUCCUUCCUCAGCACUCCUGCGCUGGAGCACGUCAACGUCUCCAGAAACGCCCUGUCCAACCUUCAUCCCUUGACCUUUCGACACCUGACGAACCUGUACGAGCUGGACGUCGGCUGGAAUCGUAUGUCAGCAGUGGUCCCUGGUCUACCGAAGGACAUCGAGCACCUUCACAUGCCCAUGAACCGUAUCGCCGCUCUUCCAGUCGUGUCCUCUCAGGAUCUGGCUCUGCCGGCGCUAAGAUCGCUGGAUCUAAGCGCGAAUAGAAUCGAGAGAAUUCCAUCCGGCACGCUGGUCCACCUGUCGAACUUGAGAAAAUUGAGUCUGGGCUACAAUACCCUGAGGCUCAUAGACGACGGUGUUUUCGACGGACUCUCUAGAUUGGAGCAACUGGACUUGAAGUACAAUCGACUGGCCACUUUGCACGGACGAAGCUUUCGACCUCUGAAAUCCCUGAUGGACGUGAAUCUUCGGGGCAAUCGAGUGGAAGUUUUACGACCGGAUAUAUUUCAGGAGAACGCCAGAUUGCAGAGGAUUGAUCUCAGCAGAAAUAAUCUCGCUCAAAUCCCUCACGCUACCUUCGCCAAUACCAGAGAGCUUCGUGAACUAUACGCCUCACACAACACUUUGACCGAGUUACCCGGAUCGCUGCACGGCUUAACGGCUCUUCGGGUCCUCGACUUGAGCUUCAACAAGCUGAACAUUCUAUCGCCGGAAACGUUAAGCAGCCUCUCGUCCUUGCUCGAGCUAAAACUCGUUAGAAAUCGCAUACGAGAGUUGCGUGAGGGCGCGUUCGAUGGGCUGCAGCGGCUGUCCCUGAUCGAUCUCGAGGACAACGAUCUUAGGGUGAUCGAGAGGAACGCGAUCAAAGCCUUGCCGGAACUGCAGGCCGUCAGACUCGGCAGGAAUCGAUUGCAGUCAAUUCCAAGCGGCGCUUUCACCGAGCUGCCGUUGCUACAGAGCGCGGAACUACAGGAAAAUCGGAUCCAGGAAAUCGCCAGUAAUGCCUUCAUUAACGUGCCACACUUGCUAUUCCUUAAUCUAAGUCAUAAUAAUCUGCCGGGGCUAGAGUACAUCGGCUUGGAGAGCCUUCACUCGUUGGAGGUCCUCGAUCUCAGCUACAAUCGGCUAUCGAGAGUCUCGAGCGACAGUCUGGCAGCUAUGGAAUGGCUGGUGGAAUUGAAGAUGGACAACAAUCGAAUUUGCGCCGUGCACGGCUCGCCUUUUGACGAUAUGCCGAGAUUACGUGUGCUGAGUCUGCGAAGCAAUCGGAUGACCGCGGUUUCCGAAAAUGCCUUCAAGAGACUGAGAUCGAACAUCGCCGUCUUGGACAUCGACGGAAAUCCAUUGUCCUGUUCUUGCGGCAUGCUUUGGCUACGAGGAUGGCUGCAGGAGGCUUCCUCGGAGGGUCCUAGAUGCGCUGACGGUUCUCUCUUCAGAGAACUCAGAUUAUCACGUCAGGAUUGCAAGCAUGAGAGAUACAUCGAGCCGAUCCAUCCAGGAUGCGAGUCCGAAAUGAUUAACGUUGCAGCGCCUUCGGUCUCUUCAUCUGCGUUUAAAGUUACAGAGGCGGUGCCGCUGUGGAUGAACCUGAAGGAUUCGUCGACGCAGAAGUCUUCCGUUUCGCAGGACUCCGAUUACGUGGACGAAUACCUGGACUAUCAGGAUAACGAAAGCGACACGAGCACGUCCCCGUCGCUGUCAAGUUCGCCUACCAUCGGCGUAUCGCCCGUCCAGCCCGUAAAGAUCAUUCAUCCUCCACCGCAGAAGCACCAGAACCAGAGGAACAACGCAACUUCACCGGUGAAAAAGAACCCUGUGAUGCCGCCGUCUCCCAGCAGCUCCGGUUUCACCUUCUUCGGUCUACCUCUGCCGAGCAUGAGCUUUGGCCUCUGGGGAAACUCCAAGAGAAAAGCCGAGAGAAAGGAGUCCUCGACGUCGGUCAGACCCAGCCGAGGACGCUACCGAUCCUUUCCGCCCACGGAGCCAGAAAUUCACAGGGGUGGUUUCGUGCCGCUGCCGCGUGCUCAGAGCGGCUUCGUGCCGAGUUCCGAUCCUAGAUUGAUGUACGAGAAGCAGGAGGCGAAGCGCGAGAACGUGUCCAAGUCGUCGGACGCCGGAAGUCAGAGAGUGCCGGAGGAGCGACCGAGGAAGAGCGGGAACAGCACCGUCACCAGGGUGGAGAAGAUCGUCCCCAGGAACGGGAAGCCUCGGACGAGUCCCCGGGAACGGGAGGAGUUAACCACCGCCUCGACCUUCGACCGAUCGACCGCUUCGAGCAACUACAAUCCUCGCAAGCAUCCACCCGAUCUCAGGGUCAAUUCCGACGUGUUAAACGCAACGAAAAGUAGUGCACCGAUUAUUGUGGAGGAGUCCUCGCAGGAAACGUCAGUGUCUACCGAGAUUUAUGAUAGCGAGAGUCUAGAAGCAGACUUAGAAGAAGUUAAAUUCAUCGAAAAACCACAUAUGGAAAUCGCCAGUAGGAUAAUUUGGACCACACCUAAGGCGAUAAUUAUGGAAACGAGAAAAGCUACAACUAUCAAAGAUAUUGUGACGGCAGGAAUGGAGAUCGCACCGUCUCCAGAAAGCAGCACUAAAGACAUUUGGGACAUCGACAUGUCCGACUAUGAAAAGAAUUCGACAACUCGAUUGAGCAUCACGACUGACUCUUACGAUGAAUCUGACAAUCUGCAAGUGGCAAAAACAGAUGCGCCACGCCUCUCGUUAUCGUUGACCUCCUCGGCGUCCUCGAAUCCUGCGCGUCCACGAGAAACCACUACUGCGACCUCCCGGGAAGCGGAGCCGUCCGCUUUGUCCGCGUUGCUGGUCCCGGGAGGACAGCUGCCGUCUUCGGGGCCGGUAGGAAAUCCUCGUCCGCUCGGCAGAUCCACGAUAACGAAGGUCUCGUCGCCGUAUCUUCACAAUGCCGAGCAGUUGCGGGAGAAGCAGAAGUCGGUCGCCGCCCAGAGAAGCGCCGAAGUCGUCGAUCGCACGACGACCGAAAUCCAGAAGGACGCGUUCGUCAUCGACGAAGAGGCCAAGGUGAUAGACGACAGUCCUUUCAACUGGUACUUCCAGCAUUACAAUGAUACGAAUUUGGAACCUUACGUAGGUGUAGCUUACAGCGGUGCCGUAAAGAUCGAUGCGUAUCGAUGGUUACUCUUGCUCGUUCUUGGAAUCUUAAUAUAGAGGUUUUUUUUUAUAAUUCGUAGAAAGGAAAAUAGAUGGUUUUUAUAACUAGACAAAUGUAUAUCGCUAAAGAGAUGAAACGGAGAGUUCAUAAGAGAUAACAUACAUUAUAUCUCUUGAUGAAUAUUGCUCUAUGAAAGUAUCUCUCAAAUCACAAAUUAUACGUAUACAGGCAUGCAUGUACGAAUAAUCUCGCGCGAUGUACACAGUUACAUAUGUAUCUAUAUAUAUAUUUUGUCCGAGAAUCAUUGUAUGUACAAAGCUCAUGCUCGUAAGUGUAUUUGUUUUUAUAUAUUUUUAAUUAC
Nylanderia fulva is the source of this 4977-nucleotide messenger RNA. RefSeq names its product artichoke (gene atk). Gene Ontology annotation, molecular function: protein binding. The record is from RefSeq and is a predicted model, not a curated record. Lineage: Eukaryota; Metazoa; Arthropoda; Insecta; Hymenoptera; Formicidae.